AUCCUAUACCUCCAAUCCAAACUCCAAACCCAAACACAAUUUCAACCAAACCAAAAUGCCCCCAACUCCCGGCGAAUCCAACCUCCAAACCCUCCUCGCCUCCCUCUCACCCAUUCUCCACCCGGACAUUUUCGUCUUCCUCACCAUCCCCCACACCAGCAUCUCCCAAGCAAGUCCAGAUCUCCACACCUUGCAACCACGACUCCUCUUCCAGGAAGCGGAAGGCACCACGUACAUUGUGACUCGUGAACGUGCCGAAGCACACGGCUUCACUGAUUAUGUUUUCCCCUGCCGCAUGAUUACCAUCAGCGUGCACUCUAGUCUUGAGGCGGUGGGGCUGAUGGCUGCUAUUAGCGCUAAGCUUAAGGAGGCUGGGGUGAGUGCGAAUGUGUUUAGUGGGUUCUAUCAUGAUCAUGUUUUUGUUCCUGAGGGGAAGGAAGAGGUUGCGAUGACGGCGUUGGGGGAGUUGUCGGGGAAGUAA
Aspergillus piperis CBS 112811 is the source of this 481-nucleotide messenger RNA. Its product is annotated as ACT domain-containing protein. NCBI's taxonomy places the organism in Eukaryota, Fungi, Ascomycota, Eurotiomycetes, Eurotiales, Aspergillaceae. The transcript has a single exon. The record is from RefSeq and is a predicted model, not a curated record. The coding region runs from base 56 to 481 and encodes 141 amino acids.